Racocetra fulgida is the source of this 1552-nucleotide messenger RNA. The record is from the annotation of a GenBank genome assembly. NCBI's taxonomy places the organism in Eukaryota, Fungi, Glomeromycota, Glomeromycetes, Diversisporales, Gigasporaceae.
AUGAUAUUUAUCGUAUUUAGGUCAGGAAGAGAUGGUCUUCCAAAAACAAAUACAGUUUUGUUAUAUGAUGGUACUUGUACCGAAGUAUUGAAAUGGGGCGAACCCGCCUUAGUUCAUGAACCGAAAAAGAAUAGAAAUAAUAUUAGGGAAUUGGGUUCACCACUUCCGCCGCAGCAACAUGUUGCUGAAAGAUUUAAAUUAUAUCUAGACGAUAAUGCGAUAGAAAGACUAUCCUUACCGCCAAAUUUAGAUUAUAAAAAAGCUAUUAGUGAUUAUCUAAGAAAAAUGAAAGGAGUGAGUACUUAUAAGUUAAACGAAUCAAUCGAAUCGCAUUUAGAAUUUACAACUGAACGUAAUUAUCUUUAUUUUGUACUAUUUUUACAUCUUUUGCUUAACGAGGUACAUUUAUUGAAUUCUCGUUAUUCCAUAACGACAGCGGAGGCGGCGGCACUUCAUUGCCUAUCAGUCAUUGAAGAGCAUGAAUUAACAGUAGGGGUAGUGGAUUGUGGUGGUGGAACAGUGGAUCUAACGAUGAGAACGAUACAGCCGGGCAAAAAAUUGAAAGAAGAAACUGAAAGAAGUGGAGAUCUAUGUGGAAGUACAUAUGUUGAUCAAGAAUUCAUAGAUUUUAUGGGCCGCAUAGUAGGCUUCACUGCCUUACAGAGGCUAAAAUCAUAUGCUUACGGAGACUUACAAAAACUUGUUCAUAGAUUUUUCUGUGAGACCGUAAAGCUUCCAUUUAAUGGUGACCGCGAAAAGUUUGAAAGCAUUGAAUUGGAUCUAGAAAGACAGUGCCCCUCAUUGAUUAAAUAUAUCACUGGUUCAGAAAGAACCAAUUUAGAAAAUAAUGAAUGGAUAAUCGAACUAGAGUACGACACUGUGAAACAAAUGUUCGACCCAGUAGUCAACAAAAUCAUCAAAUUAAUUAAUAAUCAAUUAUUAGAUCUUAGGGCACAACGUAAAUGUAAAGCCAUGUUUUUAGUGGGAGGGUUCAGUGAAUCAUCAUAUUUAAGAAAACGUGUCCGAGAAAAAUUCGAAGGACGUGUACCUAUUAUUGCGUCUCCUCGAGCACCGAUAGCGGCUAUCGUUAAAGGCGCUGUAAAAUACGGCUUAGACAUGGGCCUUGUCGAAAGUCGAGUGUUGAAAUGGACGUACGGAGUGGAAGUGAAAGCUGAUUUUGAUAUUCGAAAUGAUCCACCUAAACUCCGAACAGAUGAUAAUAAAAUCUGGAAGUUUGACCUUCUCGUGGGUCGUGGAACACGCGUUUCGGUCAACCAGUCUUUUCGUAAAGACUAUAAGCCAUUAAAUGCUGACCAAAAAAUGGCGGUAUUUCAAGUAUACAUUACAAAAGAGACGAGACCUAAAUACAUUAAGGAUGCCGGAAUGCGGAUUCUUGGUACCCUUAAAAUUGCUUUAUCUAAAGCGCUAUCAUUAGGACGAGAUCGCCCUGUGGAAUUUGAAUUAACCUUUGGCACGAUGGAAAUUAAAGCUUCAGCUAGAAAUAAGAUAACGGGUGAAACAUAUCGUACAACUUUCGAGUUGGAUGUUAAGG